Messenger RNA from Leguminivora glycinivorella, 1965 nucleotides. RefSeq names its product hsp70-binding protein 1-like. The transcript is spliced from 8 exons. The record is from RefSeq and is a predicted model, not a curated record. Bases 1 to 1332 code for a protein of 443 amino acids. Lineage: Eukaryota; Metazoa; Arthropoda; Insecta; Lepidoptera; Tortricidae.
AUGAACGCUUUAAACAACACUUACGACGAUUUCCUAGUUAACACAUGCCGUUUUACGUAUACUGACACGUUUUUAGUUUUCAGAAAGUCCAUUGAACUGUUUAGUAUGAAAUUUACGUCGAGCGAAAUUAUACGGAGUGGCAACGCCGUAGAGACGAUCGUGUUGCGCGGCGCGACCGCCAGGCGGCGCGGCCGUCGGGGGGAGGGGCCGAGCGAGACGGAAGCGAGUGGGACAGAAGACACACAAGACGCCACGUCAAACAUGGCAUCGAAUAAUCCUGGUGGUAACAAUCCUAUUGCUGGAGCCCUGACGUUUCCCAGCAGGAGUGAGGAUGUUCAGCGUAUGGCAGAGCAGCCUCGGCAGCCGCGGAAUUUACAGGGUCUCCUUAGGUUUGCUAUGGAAGCAACCAAGGCUGAAGAUGCUCCGGGGAAUUCAGAGCUAGGUCCUAUGGAUGAAGAGCGCAAGCGUUUCCUAGAAGAAGCCCUCAAAAGCCUCACAGUAGACGUAGCCAAGGUGCUACAAGACGCCAUAGCUGUUCUGACAGAUACGGAGAAGAUGCACAGUGUUCAGCUUGGGCAGUCACUGCCGGAUGAGAUCAGCCAGGCCUUCACGAGCAUCAUGGACUUUAUUGAUGACAUUGACACAGCCAAUGAUUUUUACAAACUUGGAGGCUUUUCCAUCUUCCCCGUAUGCUACGGCAGUGAAAACGAAGAGAUCCGCGCCCGAGCCAGCGGCAUACUUGCAGAACUAUGCCAGAACAAUCCCUUCUGCCAAUCUCGGGCUUUGGAGAGUGGCCUGCUCAAUGUGUUAUUGGCAUUAGCGAGGACAGAGCGGGGAGAAGCGUUGGCCAAGUGUGUGGCUGCUGUCUCAUGUGCGUGCCGCGAAUAUCCACCCUCCUGCAAAGAACUGCUGGCCCAAGGAGGCUGCGAGACCCUAGUGACAGUCUGUGGAGCCACAGACGUUCGUGCCAGAACGAAAGCAGCGCUGCUGGCGAGGCAUCUUUGCGACCAUUACCCUGAUGCCAGAGAGAAAUUCAUCCAGUUGAACCUAGUAAAGACACUAGCGGAGCAGCUGUCUGCCGGGAGAGAUGCAUCAUCAGAACACUUGCUGAACACAUUGUUGACACUCGUCGCGGACUUGGACGACAGAGUGCUGGGACAAUGCAGGGACCCCGCCGCGGGACUUAAAGGUAUCCUAGAAAGGCAUCUCAAACACCCGGACCUAAAAGAUGACACGUUCAGAGAAGAAGUAGACUACUGUCAAGAGAUCCUCUGUAAAGUGUUCCUCAACAGACCGGACGUGGUACCAGCUGAUGAGGAAGCGGACAGAUAACUUAUCAAGUUUUAAUUGUUGUUAUUUCAAAUCGAUCGAGGGCCAAUUUUUAUUUUGUUGUCGAUUUUACUGUUUUUCCUUAUUGGAUUUUUUUUGUACUUUUUUUACUCAGAAUCGUGAUCUCUUUCGAUCCUGAUAUGAGACAAAAAAUGUCCAAAAUUGUUCAUACAAUUUUUCAUAUUACCCUGUGUUAUAAAAGUUCUAUGGCAAAUUGUAGAUAACUCAGUGAAAAAAAAAUGUAAGACAUUUUUUCCGCCAAUUUUUUUUCUGCAGAAUUGAAAGAGCUCAUGAUUCUGAGAUUUUUUUUAUUAAUUUAUUAUAAAUGGACAAUUUACUUUUGGCCACAAACUAGCCAAAGGCAAAGACGAAGCCUACGAUGGAGUGAGCUAAGAUCUCAGGGUAGAAAAAGUAUAAACAUUCCCACAUUUGAAAAAAGAAGUAAAACAGAACAAAAUAAAAAUUCGCACUCAAAACGACAGUAAUGCAAAUAUUUUCUUCUAAGAGCAUUUAUUGUGCGUUUUUAAAGGCGGGCAUGAAAGAUAUGCCCUUUCAACAAGUUUUUGUAAAAGAGAAUACCCAUUGUGCUUAACUUAUUUGUAUGUAUGAGAGAAUGGAAUUUUAAGAUCGAAUAUA